Messenger RNA from Asterias rubens (European starfish), 7017 nucleotides. RefSeq lists its product as uncharacterized. The transcript is spliced from 16 exons. Lineage: Eukaryota; Metazoa; Echinodermata; Asteroidea; Forcipulatida; Asteriidae. The coding region runs from base 1 to 7017 and encodes 2338 amino acids. The record is from RefSeq and is a predicted model, not a curated record.
AUGGAAUCCACUCCCCCGUUUAGAAUGCCGAAACGGGAGCUUCCAGCGAAGCUCAAAGUUAAGGAGCCCGAUGGAUAUCUCUCGGUAUUGGCUGGUGGUAAGAGCCCGAUACCAAUGCCUUCCAUCCCGGCAUGGAUGCUAAACACUCCCAUGUAUAGCAAGCUCCCGAUGAUACCUGCUCCCAAGGGGAAAAUAACACUGUACACAACUGGACUUGGAGAAAAGCUAUACCGAAGUCCGAGUGAUCUUGACUUUGACCCGAGUGCAGAGGGUCUGAACAGUCAGGGUUUGAACAGCCAGUAUAGAUGCCUUCAUGAUCCUCAUCUCAAGACUCAUUACAACCAAUCAGCAUCCUUCAAAGAUUUGGUGAAGAAAAAGUUCAUCACCCCAGAAGGAAAGGUUGUUUGUACCCUCAAAGAGUUCAACGAGUACCACCAAUACCUGAAACGUAUUCAUAUCGAGAAACUUGCACAUGGCCGAAAAAGAACCACCGAGAGGCAACGCCGAGACCGCGAACGCCAACGUCAAGAAUGGAGCAACAAAGAAGAACUCAGCCCACAUGACAAACAUCUUAUUGAUGUACAGAUGAGACGGAGAAAACUGCUCAAGGAGCAGCAUCAAAGUUUAACGCAGCGACUUGAGGCAGACGCCGUUAAACAUCUACGCCUACUGAAGGAGGUGCAAGCAAAGCAUUGCAUUGAAGAGGCAAGGAGUAAACUAGAGAAAGAGAAGAAACGAAGUAAGAAGAUCAGAAUGGAAAUGGAGGAAAUUAUUAAGCGGGCCAAGAAACGAAAGAAGCAAACCGAAGAUGAACGCAAACAUGCCGAACUUCUUAAAUGCUACAGGAUGGGGUUAAAAGACAACCGACAACUAAAGUUGGAGGACCAAUGGAACAGGCACAAACGCAUCCGGGACAAGCGUCUUGUUGAUGACUCGAGGAGGAAGAAACAAGAACAAGCCGAAAUCGAAGAAAACAUCAGGACCAGGCAGGAGAUAGUGGCCGAUCAGAGAUCAAGACAGCUUUCCACAUUUGAGAACAUCCGGGACACACGAGCGUCACAUCUGCAGCAGCAAGAGGUCAAGAUACGAGCUCGACUGGAGAAGAAGCUCAAGAUAGUGCGCAACCUUCUUGAACAGCGUCGAAGGAGACAGACAGGUGGUCGUAGACGAAGACAUCAUGCACGUCACGGCCUAGGAGGUCCACGUCACUACAGCGCAUGGGCAGUAGACUACGCGCUGGAACGAAUAAAGCUCUCUCCAGCCGAUGGAGUCUGGAAGUUUGACGAGAGUUUGCUUCUUAUGAAUGCUCAAACGACGUCACCGGUUACUUCUGUUUCCAUCGAGCCGUCUCUGGACGCUGAAACAAAGGAACCUUCUCAUAUCAUCAUCAGUGGAAGCCAAGACAUCAUAGAGGAAGUUGACGAAGACGACCUCGAUCCCGAAAUAACAGAAGAACAAGCCUUUUCACUUUCGUCCCUGGAGCUGGCUGUUUUAUUUGGAGACCACUACGACUCCUUCAUUGCCUCUUCAAGAGAUCUAAUCGGAAACGUCUUCCAGGCUCUCGAAGCUGAGCGGUUCUCUAGUGAUAGCAUACAACCUGAGCCCAGAGCUGCUGAGUCGGAAGUUCGUCCGCCAGAGGUCAAACUUCCAGAGGUCAUGCGGCAGAAGAGCGUCCUGCAUCUGGCCAACAGCAGAGUGGCACGGCUGGUAGUUUCAACGAUUCUGAAUAGAGCUAAGGAACAGAUUGAUGCAGAAGGGGGACUCCCUCCACUCCCAGGAUCAACAGCGACUGCGUCUGACUCAAUGCUGCCUUCAGCUACUGAGAUAUCCCCCGUUGGAAGGCUGAUCAGCCUACCAGAGAUGCACCCCGCGAGCCCCAUUGCCAAGAGUGAAGUUAUAUCUGAUGGAUCUCUCCCGACAUGGGGAAAGGAGAAAUCCUCGUCGCAUACCAGUAGCAGUCUCCUUGCAAGGGCUGUGGUCUCUGAUGCGCUACGGAACGCCGUACAAGGGCUUGAAGAGGAGACUCAUCAAUCAGAUACGAGUAUUCUUGCCGAGGAGGUAGUCUGGGACGCCAUUAGAUGCGUCACCAGCCAGCUACACCACGAGCUGUCACAGUCAGGUACAAGUGUCAUCGCAGAGAGGGUAGUAUCUGAUGCGAUGAGAGAAGCUGCCCAACAGCUUCGAGCGGAGAGACCAAUGCAUUCCAGUACCAGCUUGCUCGCCGAGGACCUGGCAUUCACGGCGAUAAAGAACGCGACACAACAGCUACGAAUGCUCCUUCCACAGUCGAGUUCAAGCAUCAUCGCAGAGGCUGUGGCAGCAGAUGCUAUCAAGAAUGUAAUGAGAGAGCUCGGAGCAGACCCUCUCAAAUCAAGCAGUAGUAUCAUAGCGCAGACUUUUGCAUCAGACGCUUUGAAAAACGCAACGAGGCGGCUUGAAGCAGAGCAGACUCUUCAAGCACUUUACCCUAAACUCCACACCAGUAGUAGUCUAUUAGCCCAGGCUGUCGCAAACAAUACUGUCCAGAAAGUUACCAGGCAACUCCAACAGGAGAAUCGAGCACUUCAGCCACACACAGACAGCAGUCUAAUGGCAGAGUCUGCAGCAAAUGACGCCCUGGCAAAUGCCAUGAGACACCUUGGAAGAAGGCUACCAUCUCCCGUGACUGACAGCAGCUUACUCGCACAGGCCGUCACCCGUGACACCAUGCAGAAUGCCAUCGUUCAACUCCAGGCUGAGAAAAGACUACACACACCCAAGACGUGUAGCAGCAUACUUGCGCAUGAUGUUAUCAUUAAUACCCUACAGAAUGCCGUCACACAGAUUGCUGGUGAAGAGGCAACACAGCCACUUAAAGCAAGUAGCAGUCCGUCACCUGAAGACAUCGCAGAUGAUGCUCUCAAGACGGCCAAAGAGCAACUGCGGACCGAACAGAGAGCCAGCAGCAGGAGCAAAUCUCGUGGUUCUCGCUCUUCGAGCCCGUUCUCUCCCGAACCUGCCCGGAGCGCGAUGAACCAAACGUCCCCACAGCCAGCGCAGCAGAGUUUCAAGGCAAGAGCUGUUGUCUCGGAUAUAAUUAAGAGGACCGCCACUGACACGGACUCCCCAUCGCCAACAGAGGGCGGGCUUCAGACACCCCCUCCUUCACCAGCAGGUCAGCAGUCGAAAGAUUCAACGGUUGAUACGGAAGACAAUACUGGAAGUGGACCCAGAAGAGAGGAAUCAGGUAGUGAUGUACAGGCUCAGACAGUGGUCAAGCUAGUAUUCAGUAGUGUUCUCGCUUAUCUAAGCCAAGCAAAGGAGUACCCACGCGACGAAGCAAUGAUCCUAUUGAGCCAGAGCGAAGGAAAAGUUCACGACGGUCACGAUGUGCAUGUUCACCGAAGCAGCAUUCUUUUGGCCACCGUGAAUGAUGUGUUUAGAGAGAGUGAAGAGGACCUUGAGCAUGACCACGUCGAAGGCAGCGAGAGCGAGGAGAGCGACAUGGACGAGGACGACGACGAACAGGAUCAGAUCAUCGGUCUAGUCGAGAACGAGAUCAUAGCCGAGGAAGAGAGCGUCCAUUCCCUGGCCGAAUGCCUGGAGGGUCUGCCGGUCGAGGGGUUGACAUCGGUGGUCAAGAAGAACCAGGAGAAGAUGAUCUUCGAAGGGGCCGUCAUUCCCCGAGAAGGAGUCCACGACGAAUCCGUGACGGAGAAGGUACUGUCGAUGGAAGAGCUCCACCCAGACGAAUCGGGACAUCAUCUCGUUCACGACAUAAGUAAUAAGUCUCUCCACAAGGUCGCUGAGAGUGGGGAGUACUCCGAAGAUGGUAGUCGAGAAGCCAAGAGCCACCACUUUAGCAGCAUCGUCCCGAUCUACCACAGCCAUCCUCUGAAUCUGGACGAGGAGAUCAUCUCACAUAAUCUCUCUGCCAUCUCAAUGAAACCUGACAGCCACAGGAAGGUGCCUUCAGCCUACUCGGCUAACAGCCGGAACUCCUUCCGGAAUGUGUUCCGACCUGACAUGACAUUCUGUCAGGGCUCUGCGAAGUGUCUCAAGGAUACCCUGGUGCAGGAGCUGACUCAUCCACACCACGAGGACCAUGAUCAUAUCUACGGUGUCCUCGAUCAGCCAAAUGUGGAUAUCACAGAACAUCACUCAGAUGAAGAAUUCAUGGGGGUCGAAGAAUCCGGAGGAGUGUGUUAUUUACCUAAAAGGAAAGCCUAUAAGGUCCACGAAGUUGUAGACGACGUGGUGACCGAGGAACAAGAAGAUGAACAGAGGGUCACUGCAAGAGCAGGCGAGGAGGCCAGUCAACCUAGUGCACCCCAAGACCACAAGGUUGCAGGAGGAGAUUGCACCUCACCCCAUGAAGACGAAGUUGAGCCCACCGUGCCAGUGUCUCGAAUAAGCACUAGAUCAAUACGCAGUGGUAAAUCAAGAGAUAGUCCGUGUCUUAGGAGCGAAUCUGAAUCCAGAGGUAGUCCAGCAGAGAUGGUCUCCAACUCUGAAACCAAGACUUCUGACGGCAGGAAGCCAUCCGAGAAGGCGAGCCAUUCCAGGAGUAUGAUUGGGGCUGUUAUAAGCCGCAUUAGUAGCAUUUUUGGCAGGAAGACUUCUAAAAUACACACUGAGUCGAAGACAAAGGCACUUUCUACUGGGGCGAGCAGCAGCAGCAGCACCCAUUCCCAAGAUCCUUUGAUGAGCAGUGCUCCGAAGACAGAAGGUAGUAAACCUGGUGACAGCCUCCACAUCACGGAUGUCUCUGCCCGAGACCUCAUCAACAAUAAUCAAGUCAAUGUUCCUAUCUUGGAAAGCACUACGGCUACCGAUGACACAACAGCUGGUGUACCAGACACCAACGGGGAUGGAGAAAACCCGAACAUAUCCAAGCAACAAGCAGAAAAUACAGAUGAGACAAACCUACAAACCACCGAUGACAAGAGUGAGAUGCCUGAACAGGAAGUCGAACAAGAAGUGACCGAUCCCGCACAACCAGACGCACAACAGGUCAACCCACCUUUGGAUGGUGGACCCACUCUUUCAGACAAAGUAGACGAAGCACCAGUCACUCUGCUUACUGCAGACGAUAAUACUACCAAGAAACAAGUCAAUUCGAAAGUGAACAUAGAAUCCACUUCAGACGAAAAUAACCAGGACACCAAAGAGCCGGGAAAAACCAAAAGCAAGACUCUGCCAAGGAUGGACGACGAGUCGGGGAAACCGAAAGCAUUCAAGGCCAAGGUCAAAUCGAGUUUGACUCGACACAAAAGCAGCUUCGAAAAGAGGCAGCUUGGCAAGAAGAAAAAGUCAAAGUCUGGCCCAUGCGUUAAACGGACCACAUCCAGUAAAAGUGCAAAAUCAAGGCCGUUUUUGUCAAUGACACGGAAUCUUUCGAGAUCGUCAACUAAAUCGUCAUCGCCUCUUGGUUAUCAUCGUCAGAAAAGCCCGAGAAAAUCACCGAUUUCUCCCCGACCAAAGGAAUGGAUUUCCACGAAACCGUCAGACAGACAACCUCAAAGCAGCGGCAGUAACAAAACGACUGGCCACGCUAAAAUACCGUCCACGACAAAGCCAACAUCUCACACAUCUGAUACUGAAACGAAACAGCCGUCAGCUGAUGCAAGAAAACAGUCGUCGGAUCAUGAGUCCUCUCAGCCAAUAAUAAAGCAGCAUUCAGAGUCAUCCGCACCUAUCAUAACGAAGCGAGGCUCCCAGGUUAGCAACCCCCCGUCGACAGGGUCGGUCCGCCUGAUCAAAGUAAUCCCGGCCCCGUCGAUGUCCAGCCGAUCAAGAGACAACUCGACGGGGUCUUUAAAGAAAAUAUCAGGCCACAAUUCAGGAGGAUCUGUUCGACUUAUCAAAGUAUCACCUGCUGCCUCGACGGCAAUCGGACCACGUAGAACGCCUCGACAGUCCCCUGGGUCAAGUGCUAAGACUUCUCCUGCACCAUCACCUCGUGCAUCAUCGAGACCACCAUCUGGAGGAAGUAUUAGCAGGAAAGAGAAGGCUGUCAACUCAGAAUUAACCUCCUACCAGAAGCUAGAGGAAGCUCGUCAGUCGCCAGGUAACCACCAAGCUGUUGAGAAAGAGCCUUCUGCUGGGUCAUUUGUUGUAACCAAUACUCCUACAGAGAUUCCAAAUGAUGUUUCUGGCGUGCCAUCUGGUUACAUUGAGGUUUCAGCAGUUAUCGGCGUAGCAUCUGACUUGAUAGAUCAACCUGUCGAGCAGGAUCAAGUCGAAGCGAUCCAAGUAAGUCGACCUUACGAUGAAAGUGGUUUCAAUAAAGCACAAAUUCCCGAUGAGGAACAUAAUCCAACUAAUGAACCAACAGAAGUUCAGACAGAAGCUCGUGUCGAAAAUCAGGGCCAGGAUUUACCAGGAGUCAUACAAGGAAACGAAGACACCAGCGGGCCGGCUUCUGUCGACGAACAGGCACCACCUCAUUCCGGCCAGACCAUAGAAGGCAGACACCAAGCAGACGACGAGGUCCCCGAGGCUGCAGUCGCUGCCCACCGAUCAAAGAGCGUCAUAACCGCAGUUAUUGACCGGCUUAGCAGGAUGUUCUCCGGACAAUCUCAGGGGAGUCGAACCACAGACAAGGGAAAUCGCCUCCACAGCGAAACAACGAUGAGUGCAGCCGUGAAAUCAGACCAUGUUAUACGUCAAGAGGAAGGUGGGCUGCACCAGAGUCAGUCAACUGGCACGCAGGCUUUGUCAACUGAGCCCGUACUGAGUGGAAAAAAGAAACGGAAGCACAAAAAUAAAGGGCAGAAAGGAGCUAACUCAAGAGAGGGCGGUAGCAAGACCAAUGCUCAUGUCGGUGGAUCCCACUUGUCAGUGCCGCCUAACUCUUCGGCCUCUGACGCAACGUCCACUGCCAAUGUUACACCUGCAACCACGGCCCAAAUCUCGACCGUAAAUUCAACGAACCUACCCCCGGUUGAGGCCGUCGAAACAACGGUCCAGCCCUCCGCUGAAGGCGAGGUGAUUUCACCCCAAAAUGUUCCAGACGAUACGUCUAAGGGACAAUAG